GAUAUGGCUGGUCAUCUGUUUUUGGUCAUCCUCCUUUUCGAUACCUUCCAAUACAUCGAAGCCAAAGGUCAUUACCAAGAUCCAAAACCAGACAUUACAGUAAAUGUUAAUGGGGACUUCUACGUCAUCUGUUUGAUUUCUGGAUCUGUGAGUCCUGACACCACCUGUAACCUGUAUGUUGGAGAGGAGAGUCAGCCAUCCUUCACAGCAAAGAUCUGGAAAGAAAAAACCAAAGCUUCCAAUCAGUGGUUCUGUACAUUCAUUGUAACUGAGAGUGAUCUGGUCAGUCGUCUUCAGUCAGUGAGGCGUAAGGAGGUGAGCUGUGACUACAGAGUGAGCUCAGGACCUAACUCUCUCUCUCCACGCAGUGAUGGGAAAAGCUUUGAGGAUCUGGUGGGAGUUCACAUUAGUGAUCCAACAACUAUACCCUUUCCAGCAGGUUCGACUGUUACUUCUACUUUGACCCCUGGCAUCACAGUGAGACCAACUACAAGUUUGACCUCUCCUUUGACCCCCAGUACAGCAGUGAAUCCUACAUCAGGAGGUCAAAGCUCCACAGAAAGCGUUCUGGCAGGUUCGACUGUUACUUCUUCUUUGACCCCUGACAUCACAGUGAGACCAACUACUGUGCAGUUAUGGCAGGCAGCAGUGGGGAUGGCUUCUGGAGUGGGUGUGUUCCUGAUGGGAUUGACAGCUGUCUGUCUCUGCAGGAGGACCAAGAAAAACCAUUCUCAGAGACCUACAGCCAGACAGGAUGAUCACAGCCAAUAUGAUUUGGGGAUGGGAGCUGUGAGCAGUGCAGGCAUGUUGGAUUCAGGGGAUGCUGGGAUCUAUUCUCUCAACACCUUUGUACCGUCCACGUUUUUGCCCUCAGGCCCUGUUGAAGAGAAUGGAAAGUAUUCUGCAAACGACAAUCCUGAUGCGUACCACGUAUACAGCUCAAUCCCCGACAGACCAGCAACUUCAGCCCAGCCGGAUGGGUUGUACAGUCUUCUGCAGGCACACUGAAACCACACCACUGGCUUUCUAUAGCUAUGUCUCACAGAAAUACUCUUCUCUGCAGGAUGUCCUUUAUUUAUCAUACAACAUGGUACUGUGAAUAAGUAUCUAAUACAUCUACUGUUGGGCCGUUUCUAGUCAUAAAAGACAUAAGCGGCCACCAUCACAUUGCAAAAUGUGUAGAACUGCUGGAAAUAAGCUUUAAAACGGAAUUUCUUUCUUUCAACCCCAUGGCAUAGUGUGUAGAAUUGCAGGAAAUUAGCUUUAUAACUGCAAUGUUCUCUCCGCCCGUGAGAAAAUGAGUAGAGUAGGGGGACACUAAAAUGUUUUCCCCGCGAGGUGUGCAAAUCUCGGUUGGGCCCCCAAAAUGCUAGAAACUGCCCUAAUCUACUGUAUUACACAUGGACACCUGGCUUCUGUUACAUGCCUUUCCAUAAUAUUGGUUACUGUGUUAGUAUUUUUAUUUGGGGGUGUUGGAGGGGUCCCCCCCACUAAAUGCUAAAUAUAUACUGUAUUUAUAUCUAUUCUGUCAUCUGUGUGAUACCUACCUCCUUCCAUAACGGUUGGAUACAAUUUAUUAAGUAAAAUGCAUUUGAAAUCAAAAUAGAUCAAAAUCUAAAUAUAAUAUUUCAGUUUUAAAAAUGUUUACAUUCUUGGCAAUAUCAGAUCAUCAAAACUGAUAAAAAUAGAUUUCCUAAAUGCUAUUAAAAUCUCCCCAUUUCCCCAUGUUAUUUUCGAAGUUCCCAGUUUAACUUCAACUUUCUCAGCACUUCAGUCUCCCUUUCAAUGUGCAGUGUUGUAAACACAUUCUAGCUUUUAGUCUAACUACAGAGCAGUUAAGUUGUAAAUGGUGUGAGACCAUAACUUUGAUGACAAUUUUUUUCUCUAGUUAAAAUUUGAGAUUAGCCUCGUUUGACCAUCCUGAUCUCCUGAGUCCCCUGUAGCUCAGUUG
This is a messenger RNA of Coregonus clupeaformis (lake whitefish), 1951 nucleotides long. RefSeq lists its product as uncharacterized. Lineage: Eukaryota; Metazoa; Chordata; Actinopteri; Salmoniformes; Salmonidae. The transcript has 14 exons. The coding region runs from base 4 to 1008 and encodes 334 amino acids. The record is from RefSeq and is a predicted model, not a curated record.